Messenger RNA from Colias croceus (clouded yellow), 1141 nucleotides. RefSeq names its product collagenase-like. The transcript is spliced from 5 exons. Gene Ontology annotation, molecular function: serine-type endopeptidase activity. Bases 1 to 855 code for a protein of 284 amino acids. The record is from RefSeq and is a predicted model, not a curated record. Gene Ontology annotation, biological process: proteolysis. NCBI's taxonomy places the organism in Eukaryota, Metazoa, Arthropoda, Insecta, Lepidoptera, Pieridae.
AUGAGAGUGUUUAUAGUGAUAGCGACACUUUUAGCAGCGGCUAUAGCUAAAGAGCCUAUAACUCUUGAUUACCACAAUGAAAUCGGUAUACCAUUAGCUACAAAAAUCAAACGAGCAGAAGAGGCACAUGAUUUCGAUGGCGCGAGGAUUGUUGGAGGGAGACCAGCAGCACUUGGAGCCUAUCCUUAUCUCGGUGGUCUUCUCGUUCACUUAACUAGCGGACAUACUUCUGCCUGUGGUUCAUCCCUGGUUACUACCAGCAAACUAGUGACAGCAGCUCAUUGUUGGACAACUCCCGCUUCCCAAGCAACUUAUUUCACAGUGGUCCUUGGAUCGAUUCGUCUGUACUCUGGUGGUGUGCGUUUAAAUACGAAUAGAGUGGAAAUUCAUGCAAAUUACGAUUCGUGGAGCUGGAACAAUGAUAUAGCUAUCAUCACAAUUCAGCCAGUUAGUUUAUCAAACAAUAUUCGCUUAAUUGCAUUGGCAUCUGGAAGUAACAGUUAUGCUGGUGUUUGGGCAAAUGCUGCUGGAUUUGGAAGGACCAGUGACUCUCAAACUAAUGUUCCUCAAGAUACAGUCCUUAACCACGUGUCACUUCGUGUGAUGACGAAUGCCGAGUGUAGAAAUCUUUACGGGCCAAUAUUAGUAAUUGAUUCUGUCCUUUGUACGACUGCGCCAAGAGGACAAAAUACAUGCGGUGGGGACUCUGGUGGUCCACUUUCUAUUGGAUCUCCAUCGUCUGCUGUUCUGAUUGGUGUCACAUCGUUUGGAUCAGCGAAUGGCUGCGAAAGCGGUGCACCGAGUGGCUUUUCAAGAAUCACUGCUUUUAACUCAUGGAUCCGUUCUCGUAUUUAAUCAAUAAAGUAUUUAAUUGUCCUUUUGUAAGUUGACGUUACAAAUUUCAAGAACUAUAACAAAAAUAUUACCGAUGUAUAAAAUUAUUGAUAUGAUUAUUCUGUAAAUAUGUAUAAUUAUCAGGGUUGCUAUUUUAUUUUUGAAAUUGUUAAUGCUACCAAUAUUUCUGAAGAAGUUUGUUAAAGUUAUUAUAAGAAGUACUCGAACUCCGAACUUCGAAUCGUCAUUACAUAAUUAUUUUUAACAUUUACCACCGAUUCGGAAAGCAGUAUCUAUGGAGAAGAAU